AUGAGCUCAGACUAUUCCUACGAUGACCAGGCCCAGUUCUUCCCGUACUUUAUCCUGACGCUGACGGGCCUCGUCACGAUACCACUGACCUACAGUCUGCUGCGGCCCAGCAGCGACGACGAGAAGCUCGCGCCGCGCAUCCAGACGGCCUACAAGAUCAAGGAUGUCGCUGCCGUCGAGGGCCUGCGGUCUGCGCAGAAGCGGAAGCAGCGCAAGAUCAAGCGGACGCUCGUGGCGCUGGCGGGCUGGGGCCUCAUGGGCUUCAUGGUCUAUCUCAUCAUGGUGACGACGCCGCUCGUGGCCAAGGUCUGGAAUCCGUACGAUAUUCUGGGCAUCUCAGAGUCGGCAACGGACAAGCAAAUCAAGUCGCACUACAAGCGCCUCUCCGUCAAGUUCCACCCCGACAAAGUCCGGCCCGACCCGGCCAAGAACCAGACGCUCGAGUCGCUCAACAACCACUACGUCGAGCUUACAAAGGCCUAUCAGUCGCUGACGGACGAGGACGUGCGCAACAAUUACAUCCAGUACGGCCACCCCGACGGCAAGCAGAGCCUCAGCAUCGGCAUCGCCCUGCCCAAAUUCAUCAUCUCGGACGGCAACGGCAAGUACCUCGUCCUCAUCUACACAUGCCUGCUCGGCGUGCUGCUGCCCUACCUCGUCGGCUCAUGGUGGUACGGCACCAAGCGGAGAUCCAAGGAGGGCGUCCUCAUGGAGAGCGCCAACAACCUGUUCCGCCAGUACGACGAGGCCAUGGACGAGGCCGGCAUCAUCGCCGCCCUCAGCGCCGGCAAGGAGUUCGAGGAGGUGCUCAGGGGCGACCAGGCCGAGUCGGGCCUGUCCAAGAUUGAGGCCCGCAUCACGGCCGAGGGCGAUGCCUCUCCCUUUGCCGCCGGCUUCUCCGUCAAGGACAAGGAGAGACUCGAGGACCUCGAUAACGGCGUGCGUCGCAAGGCUCUUGCCCUGCUGUGGGCGUACCUGGGGCGGGUCGAACUCGGCGACGCAGCCUUGACCAAGGCCAAGUACAACAUUGCGCCCAUUGCCCGCACCCUGAACAAGUCGUUUGCCGCCAUUGCGCUCGCCUACGGCAAUAUUGGCCCGAUUGCCGGGUCCUUUUACGCCAACCAGCACCUCAUCCAGGCACUCUCGCCCAAGUCCUCUCCCCUCCUCCAGCUCCCUCACUUCACGUCCAAGAUUGCCAUGGCAGUCGAGGGCGAUUCCAAGACUCACAUGACGGUCCAGCAGUUCAUGGACCUCCCCGAUGCGCAAAGGCGCCGACUGGCGGUCGGCAAGGGCCUGCUGAGCGAGGACGAGUAUAGAGCGAGCAUCAACGUCGGCAAGCAGCUACCCUACCUGCGAGUGGCCAAGGCCUUCUUCAAGGUGACUGGCGAACGCGUCAUCAUCCCCUCGUCCCUCGUCAGCCUGGUCAUCAAGGGCCGCUUCAUCCCCCCCGGCGCCGAAAAGAUCCCGCCCAUCGACGAGCUGGACCUCGAGGACGUGGACCCGGCCGAGGACGACCUCGAGGCCCUGAUGGGCCGCAAGACCAAGACGAUCAAGGGCCCCGACGGCAAGCCGAUGUCGGUGGAGGAGAAGACGGUGCUGCCGCCGCUGGCGUUUGCGCCGCACUACGCCCGUGAGCACACGCCCAAGUGGUAUGCCUUCCUCAGCGACUCCAAGCAGGGCAAGAUGGCGGUACCCCCCUUUACCUUUGACCGCUUCGACCAGCCCAUUUUCGACGACCAGGGCAAGCCGACGUUUGCCAUGCAGACGCUCAAGGCGCAGUUUGCGGCACCUCCGCAGGCGGGCCACUACACGUUUGUCAUGCACGUCAUCUGCGACUCGUACGUCGGCUUCGACACAAAGAUGGAGGUGACGCUCGUCGUCGAGGAGGCGGCCAAGGCGGCCAAGAUGGCGGCCGAGGACGAGAUUAGCGAGCCCGACGAAGACUCCAUCGCCGGCCAGAUGCACGCCCUCAAGACGGGCCAGGCCCCCGAGCCCCGGCGGCGGAAGGCCGCCCGCAGCAACGACGACGACGACGACGACGACUCGUCGGACGAGAGCGGGACCGAGGAGGAGGCCGAGGACACGAGCGACACCAACACGGACACGGAGGACGAGUCGUAA
This is a messenger RNA of Hirsutella rhossiliensis, 2121 nucleotides long. RefSeq names its product dnaJ domain-containing protein. The coding region runs from base 1 to 2121 and encodes 706 amino acids. The transcript is spliced from 4 exons. Gene Ontology annotation, biological process: post-translational protein targeting to endoplasmic reticulum membrane; SRP-dependent cotranslational protein targeting to membrane. Gene Ontology annotation, molecular function: RNA binding; transmembrane protein transporter activity. Gene Ontology annotation, cellular component: Sec62/Sec63 complex. The record is from RefSeq and is a predicted model, not a curated record. NCBI's taxonomy places the organism in Eukaryota, Fungi, Ascomycota, Sordariomycetes, Hypocreales, Ophiocordycipitaceae.